AUGAGUCAACAUGAGCUUGUCCCUGCUGCCACUUGUGGUGGAAGCACUUUUGCUAUGCUUUCUCCCGAUGUGAUGCAUGAUAUUUUGUGUCAUUUAUCGGUCGAUGAUUUGUGUAUUAAAGGAUUUUUAACAAUUUGUAAGAAUAUUAGUUUGAACAUGUUGGGAAUAUCUAGUAUUGAUGAUUUGGAAAAUAAGAGGGAUAUUGUGAAUAGCAGUCAAUUUUAUACAACCAUGGCAUACCUUUCAAUCAGAAACAAUAUUGAAAGACGAAUUAAAUAUGUUCAGAAAAGAGGAAAAUUCAUCAAGCGUACAGGUGAUUUUGAUAAACUGGGAAAUAGACUUAAAGGUUUAUGGGAUUCUUAUUCAGAAGAUAAAAAGAAGGAUUUGUUGGUUGGUAAAUGUACCAACAGAUUUGAGUAUGAUUUCAAAAAACGAGUCCAAACCAAGAUUGGUGAAUUUAGUUCAUCAAAGGUGUUUUAUCGUUUGAAUUGUGCAAUCUCUGACCUUAACAAAUUGUUUCCAUACUGGUUGACACCAAAGACAGAAUUUACUGACAUGUCCCUAAUGAAAACCUAUAUCGAGCAAAACAAGAGUCUCAACAGAUUAUACAGAACACUCUACACUUUGAAAUCCAUCAAUAGCCCAGUUGUGUUCUUAGGAAACGAUGAAGAACAAUUUGAAAACAAUAUCAAUACUAAAUUGAAUAAGAUUCUCUUUGACAGUAAGAGGUUCUCCAAGUCUGUCAAUAAGCACAGAGACUGGAAGUUGAUAUUUGAAAAGCAAUUAGAAAAGGAUACCCAUUUUCGUAUCACAGAAAGUAUUCUCAAGAUUCACAAGUAUUGUAGACGUGAAAAACAUGGAAGAUAUCAUCCUUUGAAAAUUGACUUACUCUCCUGUUUUGAUGGGGAGAUUACAAAGAUCAUGGCUAUUUUGGAUAAGUUUGAUGAGCAUACAAGAUUGAACUAUCUAUUUGAAAGAAACUUUGCUCAUGGAAAUAAUUCUAAAAGCAAUGGCAUUGGAGAAAAAAGAAAUGAUUUUAUUGGAUUGUUACAAGAUAUGAUGUAUCUGUUCGUUGGUGUGAGAAAAGAAUUCAGAACCAGAAACAAGAAGGAAAACCAAAAGAAGAGUAGAGUACUCAUCCAAUUCAUUCUCUACACCUUAAAGCAUUGGAAGAUUUACUGCAAAUUACAUCAUCCAAAUACGAGUAGUGCCACUGAGUCAGAAAUAAUUAGAGACUUUUUAAUGGAUGGUUCAAGAGAUGGAAUGAAAAUCCUCACCCUAUUGGAUGAAAAUAGAUUAAUCGAUUGGGCAAUUGGUGAAUUUAAGGAAAUUUUCGAACAAUACUUUAGAAAUGUAACUUUGGUAACUGGUAACACCAGAUCCAAUACCAUUCGUACAUUAUUGAGGAAAACUGAACCUAUCAGACAUGCCUACACUGGAUGUUUUGUAUUUAAUAAUAAUUAUUAAAUUAUC
This is a messenger RNA of Naegleria gruberi, 1473 nucleotides long. RefSeq lists its product as uncharacterized. The record is from RefSeq and is a predicted model, not a curated record. The transcript has a single exon. Bases 1 to 1467 code for a protein of 488 amino acids. Lineage: Eukaryota; Heterolobosea; Eutetramitea; Acrasida; Naegleriidae.